This is a messenger RNA of Hippocampus comes (tiger tail seahorse), 7536 nucleotides long. It is a transcript of the gene gpatch8, whose product is annotated as G patch domain containing 8. Gene Ontology annotation, molecular function: nucleic acid binding. The record is from RefSeq and is a predicted model, not a curated record. Bases 2648 to 6823 code for a protein of 1391 amino acids. Lineage: Eukaryota; Metazoa; Chordata; Actinopteri; Syngnathiformes; Syngnathidae. Gene Ontology annotation, cellular component: nucleus. The transcript is spliced from 9 exons.
GAGAAAACCUUCAAGAUAUGGGGGGGCGGGGUAGCAACAUUUUUAACCUGGAUUUAAACGCAUUUAGACUCGGGGCUAGAAGGAAUUUUGGCAGUCCCAAUUGGCCAAGACCAGGACCAGAAGACACCUGUGUGUCUUCUGGUUUAAACAUUAUAUCUUGAUUUAUUAAUCCCCAACCCAGUCCAAAUCGUCGAGCAGUGCUUACUCCACUCCUCAAACAACAAAACACGUAUUCGAUGAUGUGAAUGGCUGCGUGCGUGCGUGUGCGUGCGUGUGUGUGUGUGUGAGACCGUAGUUUAGAAUUUGUUUGUGUUUGUAGGACAGUUAUCUUAUUGUACACAACUUGGGGUGUUCGACAUUUCUCUCCUGCAGCGAAUUGGCUCCCCAAUUAGCUAAGCAGCAAUGACCCGCCCAGUAUUUUAAAGCCAGGACAACAUCGGGCACCGGCUGCUACAGAAACAUGGCUGGAAGUUGGGCCAGGGCCUGGGCAAAACCAUGCAGGGUAAGGUUUGUUGGAUCCCUUCUGUAUGUCAGUAUGCGAGCGUGCGUGCGUGCUUGUGUGUGUGGGUGUGUGUUUUCUUUCUCCCACUCGGCAGUUCACCUCAGUGUAACCCCCCUUUAUUUUAUUUUUUUUACAGUAUACUGUAGGCUAUUGGCCUCUGUAAGCUUCCAUCUCUCUGCUUCAUAAUCACUAAACCUUUAUCCGAAUCCACCCCCCCGAUGUGAAGCGCUUUGAUUUGAGCAAAAAACAGCAGUUCAUUGAAAUCAAUGUAGACGUAAGAAGCCGUGAUUCCAUCACACCCCCAAGAAUCAUUAUUUAUCGCUAGCUCGUUCCUUCCCCCUCCCUCUCUUUGUUUCGGCGGCUGCUACGGGGAAUCUGAUUGGCUGCGUCCACGCCUCAGACUUUGAAUGGCUUGCAGAGUAGACCCAACUUCACCCCCCCUCUCUGCUUGUUUGCCUGUUUCAACUUGAAAACAACUUGUGACACUUGGAUGUGUGUGCCUGUCACGUGUCGGACUGAUGAGAUGUGUGUGUGUGUGUGUCUGCGUGCGUGCGUGCGUACGAGCGAAUGAUUGUUACUGUAACUGAGCGGGCCAUAGCGUCAACUUACAGGGAAAACCUCACCACCCUCCCACACCCUCAACAUCUCUUGUUGCCUUGGUUACACACUCCCACCCAUCCUCCCCUCUUUCUUUAACCCCCUCCGCCCCCCCUGCACGGCAUGUUUGUCUCAGAGGUGCACCGUUGCCUGGCUCCGACUUGUCACACUCCCCCUGGGCUUUAAGCAGUGUUGCUGUUCGACGCAUUAGGGCGGUCUUGCACAAAAUGGCAGAAUAAAACCUAGCACAGGAGUAGAGUGUGACUUAUGGUAGUAAAGGUACCGCGUGCGUUGCAUGUGUCGAGCCCUGCUUAAAGUCUGGCGGGUAAAUUCUUCAGGUACGUUUGUGUGUCACGUCUUUAUUGGGGGGAGUAGUUUAAAUAUGCCCCCCCUCCCAAAAAAAUAACAAGCUUUUGGAUUAAGGGGUUUCUAACUUCACCAAGGCAUCUUAAAAGGGGAAGAUGGCGGUCAUCCACAAUCGAGAGCUAAGCUGACCACAUUUUGAUACUCCAAAACUCGAUUCUGUUUUGGAAUGGUUCCAUUAGCACCCUUAGCUUGUGUGCUUCUUUUAUUUUUGUCUGAGCUGGUAAGAUUCUCAGCCGUUUAAAGUUAAUCCCUCACCCAGUAAAGCUCCUCCAAAAUUCUUCAUUCAUCAAGGAUGGGGAACCUUGAAAACAGUUCCUCUGAGGGUUUUGUUUGUUUGUGGAAACGCACGACGGGCCAGAUAAACCGCUCCCAGGACCGUCUCUGGCCCACGUGCUGUAGGUUCCCUUGCUGUGCACUAUGUGGACACAAGUUUUGGCACAUAUUGUCUUACCUCGUGAAAAAGUGAGUUGAAUAUGCAACACCUUUGACUGAGAGGGCCUUCCAGCUGGCCAUCACGAUGCUAGUUUGGCCUCUUCUCUACACCAAAUCCUUUCAACAAAGUUUUUAAGAACUUUUUUUAGGGGGGCGGGGCAUUGAAAGAAAACGGCCUUCCCUGAACUGUUCCCACUGAAUUGGAAGUCUACGACUGCCCUCGGUGUCUUGCUGGUGAUGAUGAAGUUUUCAAGAGAUUCAACCUCUGCCAUUUGGCAUGUUGUCCCAAUACUUGCGUCCGUACAGUGUAGCUCUGCAUUAUCCCUACAAAGGGGAACAUUAUUGGCACAAUGGUGUUUGGGGCAUAUUCUGGUUGAGGGAAUGAGAUAAAUACCAAAGAGCCAGGGCACUGGGACCUGUGGUUUGGAGAUGGUGGUGAGAGGGAACCUGUAAGCACCUCGCUGUGUGUAAAGGGAUGUGGGCGGAUGGGGGGGUGUGAACACAUUGACGGGCACAUUAAGUGCCUCAGGUAAUAAUCCGUCCCCCCCAGCCAAGCUCCACAACUCCACACACACACACGCAUCCACACGUACACACCCAACCCCGCCCUCCCUUCUCUAUGUGUCUCAAUCUUCCUGCUUAACCAAUUGGUGUUUCUUUUUUACAGCGAUUUGAUCCUGCCCAUGUUGUGCUGAUGGUAAACUUAGUGGACGCACGGACCCCGUGCCCAUUAUUCUUAAAUAUGAUGUCAUGGGGAUGGGACGGAUGGAGAUGGAGAUGGACUAUGCAGAGGAUGCCACAGAGAAAAGAAGAGUGCUCGAAGUGGAGAAGGAAGAGACAGAGGAGCUACGGCAGAAAUACAAGGAUCAGAUUGAGAAGGAGAAAGCAAUUGCAAAAGCCCUGGAAGACCUGAGGGCUAAUUUCUACUGUGAACUGUGUGACAAGCAGUACACCAAGCACCAGGAAUUUGACAACCACAUCAACUCCUAUGACCACGCUCACAAGCAGAGGCUGAAAGAGCUCAAGCAGCGUGAGUUUGCUCGGAAUGUGUCUUCGCGUUCCCGCAAAGGUGGAAAGAAACAGGAAAAGAUGCUGCGCCGUCUUCACGAGCUGGCUGAGCAGAGGAAGCAGCAAGACCGCACUCCGGGAAGCGGACCCAUGUUCAAAACCACCACAGUGGCUAUAGAUGGCGAGAAGGCCGAAGAUGGAGAUAUCUUUGCCCCCGAGAGUGCUGUUGUGACAGAGCCUGCCUUCGAGGUCUUUGUUCCAGACAAAAGCGAACGAGCCUCCCCGAAGCCUGCGCCGACAUUGAGCUUCUCCUUGGGCAAGAAGAAGAACUGCUCCUCACCUAGCGCCAGCGCGUCAUCCAAAGUCAGCGUGUCGUUCUCCUUCGCCAAGAAGGCACCGGUGAAGCUGGAGACAGCGGCUGCAGUGUUUACCGAUCCCGGCGAGGAGGUCAUCGAAGGAGAGGAUGGCGAGGAAGGAGAAAAGGCGGCGGUCCAAGAUGAAGCGUCUACCUGCAACGCUGACAGCCCCAAAGGAGGCUCGCGCGUAAGUGAUGGAGGAGAGUCCAGCAUUGCGACGGGGACAGAGGAGAUGCAGCAGUCCAACGACGGAAACUCGCUGGCUUCGACGCUCAACAAGCUGAAAAUGAUGAUGAAGAAGGAGGAGAGCUAUGCAGGACAGGAUCCCCAGUACUACCACUACAUGCCCCCAGCGCACUGUCGAGUGAAGCCUCACUUCCAGUUUCUGUUGUUCAUGAAGGCAUCUGAUCAGAAUCAGAGUAAAGAAGACGAGGAAGAUGAGGACGAAGUGCAGGAGGAGAAGGUUGAGACCGUUUCUCAGGAGUCCAACGUCGUCGAGUGCAGCAACGAAGAUGACGAUGAUGAUGCCAUCACCGCCUCAACCCCUGAAGCUCAACAAACUCCUCAGCCUUCAAAAGUGAAGGAAGAGGACAACACUUCAUGCACAGUGGAGACGACUCCUGAUCUUCCUUCUUCCCUAAAGCAGAAAGAAGAAAGCUCACCACCACCGCAGCCUUUGGACUCCAACUUGGGUCCCAAGAUCCCCAUGGGUCCGUUCUUCCCCGUGUUGAGUAAAGAUGAGAGCACCACCCUGCAGUGGCCCUCCGAGCUCCUCGAGUUCACCAAAGCGCCGCCUUCAGUGUCUUACAGCUGCAAUCCUUUAUACUUUGAUUUCAAGCGGUCUCGUAACAAGGGCAUGCGUGCUGGGAAGGCUGUUAAGUCUCCAAAGCCCGGCGAGCCGCCCGACAAAGAAAAGCAGAAAGAGAUAACCCCUAAGGCCGAACCAGUUGCUAAAACAGAGCUCAACAGUGAUGAGGCUGCCGCGAAGGCGCAACAUGGCCAUUCCGAACGCGGCGAUGAAAAAGCAGCGACGGGUGGCGGCAGCGCCAAGAAGAAAAAGAAGAAGAAGAAGCACAAAAAGUCGGCAAAACAUUCGAAGCGCAAAGCGAAAGAUAAAGAUGCACUCGCGGAAGAUGCGCAGGGCGAGACUGAACCAACUCAAGAGACGCCCAAGAAAAAGAAAAAGCACAAAAGAAAGAAGAGCAAGAACAAAGUAGCGGAUCAAGAAGAGGCUGCAGGUGAGGAAAAGGAGAAAGCCAAGGAAAAGUCUGAAGUUAAACCCGAGCCUUCCUCAGUGCAGGCCCCAGUUGGAAGAGUCGUAGGAACUGGGAAGCGGAAACGGGCUAUGAAGGGCCCUACUAGCAGGUCAGGACUGGAGGAAAGGAGCACUGGAAAAAGCUUAGACAAAGCUAUUCCCUCUGAGGAGCAUGGCAGCAACAAGCGACUAAAAACUGAUUCCGGGCCCUCCCAGAGCGCCUCUUGUUCCACCUCGGCUCAGAAAAGCCCGGGUCCCGGAAGACCUCCCAGUAGCGAGAGUGAAGAGGAAGGUGGUUCCACCACCCGGCGUUCGCGCCAUCACCGGUCGAGUCCUCGGGAAGAGCGGCGUCACCACAGUGAGGAGUCGAGGCGCUCCUGUAGCCGCUCCUCGAGACGCGGCAGCAGCCGUCGACGGCACCACCGCGGCAAAACCUCCCAGAGUCGCUCUUAUUCCAGCAGCUCUGACCGCUCCUCAGCGGGUAGCAGCGCCUACAGCCACCGAAGCCGCAGCUACUCGGACAGCUACAGCGACUACAGUACAGAGGGACACCAGCGCAGGCACUCCAAACGCUCGUCGGACUCGGACUACGAAAGGCGGGGCAACCGAGGGCACCGGCGGUCCAGGCGGCGCCAGUACUCCUCGUCCUCCUCCGACGACUCCCGCUCACGUUCGCGCAGCUACAGCCGCAGGAAGCGGCACCGGCGGCACCACCGCAGCACCUCCAGGAGCUCCACGAGCUGGAGCCGCAGCACCAGCGUUAGGUCCUGGAGGCGCAGCUACAGCCGCAGCCGCAGCUCGGGUAGCCGCUCAUCCAGCUCCGCCAAGGGCUCCCCGCACCGCCGCAGCGCGCGCAGCCGAGCGGGCAGCGAGACCCUCCGCAGGGACUUUAACCGCACCAGCGUCUAUCGCUCGCAGUCGCCGCGAUCCGCCUCACGCGGUCUUACCCGCACCGCCCUCAGCUCGCAAGCUCAGCGGCUCGGCGGAACCCGGGAUGCAGGUGAGUACAAAAACUCCCUCACGGCACGUCAGCUCUUGGAGAAGAUUCAGUCGAAAAAGAAUUCAGACGAUCCCAUCGCAGCAACCAAAUCUGGUUUAAAGAUCAAGGACCCGCCGCAGGGAUACUUUGGUCCCAAACUACCCCCAUCGACCAAAAGCAUGCUGCCGCUUUUUGGUAAACUUCAAGCAGCGAAGAAAGCACCUGUGAUCCCACCGAACAGAACGGAUGAGUGUGACAAACCUGGAGAAGGGAAGAGCACAGAGGCUGAUGGAGAAGUUAUCCUGGUGGAGCCCAUAAGGGAAUUCCCGCCGCCGCCUCCGCCACCACCACCUCCGGUUCCGCCAGUGCAGAAAGUCGAGGAGACCCCACAGAGCAUGACGGUACAGGAAGAGACGCAACAGCCGACAUCAGACACUCAGGUGCUGCAAGAACCCCGGCUGCUUUAUGAGCAGGACUCCUCCGUGAUGAUACCUCAGUACCAAGGGGAACUGGGGCAGGAGCCCUUGCAGAACCCCAUGAUGGAGACCCUCAUGCCCGACAUGCAACAGCAGCAGCCCCCGAUGCACGGCUACCCCAUGUACGCGCCUGCCGGCCUAGAGGAGGAAGGCCUGGAGGCAGAGGAAGACGGCCUGGCACCGCUGGAGAGUCAGCCCAUCACGUUCACGCCGGAGGAGAUGGAGAAGUACAGCAAGCUGCAGCAGGCGGCGCAGCAGCACAUCCAGCAGCAGCUGCUGGCCAAGCAGGUCAAGAGCUUCCCGCCGGCCGCCGUGGCCGCCACCGCCGCCCUGGCGCCGGCGCCUCCCCCGCCCGCCCUACAGCAGAUCCACAUCCAGCAGCCCGCUGUAUCGGUGGCGUCGGGCACGUCCAUCACCACCGUGCAACACGCCAUCCUGCAGCACCACGCUGCCACCGCUGCCGCCAUGGGCAUCCACCCGGCGCACCACCCGCACCCCGCCCAUGCUCAGCUGGCCCAGGUGCACCACAUACCCCAGCACCACCUCACCCCUAUUUCCUUAUCCCCCUUGGGUCCCACUCUUGGACACUCGCUGGGACACGCCGGGCUGAUCCCCGCCCACCCCACCGCCUUCCUUUCCGGGCAGCCCAUACACAUCAUCCCAGCCUCGGCGCUCCACCACACACCCUUGGCCCUCCACCACGUGCCCCACGCUGCCCUCUACCCUACGCUCUUCACACCCAGACCCUCGCAAGCGGCGGCGGCGGCAGCAGCGGCCCUCCAGCUCCACCCGCUCCUCCACCCCAUCUUCUCAGGGCAGGACCUCCAACAUCCAUCUAACCACGGCACCUGAGCAGUUGAGAAGUCUGACUGGACACUCAUUCUUCUCUUUUGGAGGUUUUUGCAGCCCCGCCCCCCUACUCCAGACACUGGCUUGGUUUUGCAAUGCGGUACGAAAACAGGAUGUUUUUUUUUUUAACUCACUGGAUGAUUUUUUUUUCCCCUGUAUUUUGUAUCUUUGUUUUUCAGCCAGUGAAUAAAUGGCCAAAGCCAUGAGAAAAUUUGGAAUGACAAGAAAAUACAGGGGUGAGCAACUAUAUACAGCCCAUACGUCAUUUAAGGAGUACCACCCCUGCUUUAACAUGACUACUUUUACUUGCAGUAACGUGUACAUAUAUCAGUGUGCAAUCUGAAGAAUUCCACCCAAAGAAUUGGUGGCCGAGAUCAUCGCGACUAUUUGCGCUACGAUUAACCCCCCGGCCCCAAUUCGCAAUGUCGGGUGACAUUUCUUGCACUGAAAUCUUAGUCAAAGAUUGUAGUAUACUGCAAUAAAUUUUUUUGUUUUGUUUGUAAAUUAUUUUCCAAGAUGUGCUUUUCCAAGAAGGAAAGGUAGUUUUUUUUUGUUUUGUUUCUCCGUUGUGUAUUUUUGUUUUGUAAAUAACCUUAACAUUCUAGCGGUUGUAUUGGUCAAGGAAGUUGCUCUCUUGCCUCAAUGGGCCUCAAACUGUAGCUACUCUGUAUUUUUCUUUAAAACUAACUGUUUCAGCCAAUAAACCCUUGAGUUCA